UUUCACAGUCUGCAUCUUGGACUCUCAGCCGGCGGACCUGACGCUCUUAACCCGGGAUGGAAGUUUGCGGAACGUCUGAAAACAAAGGAAACGUCCCGAAACUGCAUGAAAACACAGAACUGUGUCAGGAAGAGAGUGAAAUGGAGCUUCGCAAACAGAGAGAAUAAAAAGGGCUUGAUCCCAAAUCCUCCAGCAAGAACGCAAGCCUUCAAGUGCUUAACCCCCGCGUAAAAUUGAUGCGUCAUUGAGAGAGACCAGAGGCAGACGCACAGCCAAUAGCAAGGAUCGCAAAACAAAAACAGAAUUUAAAGGACAUUCUUGAGCAGAGACCGUGGGGAGUUUCAAGAGAGGUUGGCAAAGAAUCUGUGCCGAAAGAAAUGUUUGUUUAUCACCAAUUGCAAUCGGCCCAGCAACCAGGAAACGAAGCGAUUCUGCACAGCCCUGCCUUCGGCAAGCACUUCGAUCCCAGUCUAACUUGCAGUAGGAUGCAUUUUAGCACAGUGACAAGGGACAUGGAAGCCUUUACCGCCAACAGCAUUAGUAGCCUGAACUCGUCCGGAGCUUACCACCUCCCGCCUUCUCCCGGGGAUCCCGGUCCUUACAGCCAGGAAGCGCAUUACGAGUCCUGCCCGGCCGCCCAGCACAACAGCUACAGCAGCUUCGGCGGUGGCGGCGGCGGCGGCGGCGGGGGCUCGGCGCCCUCCUCGGAAAACAGCAGCGGCGACCCUUCCAACUGCUCCUCGAUCACCGCAUCCAGCAAAGCGCCGGUCAAGAAGAACCCCAAAGUGGCCAAUAUCACGGUGCAGCUGGAGAUGAAGGCGCUGUGGGACGAGUUUAACCAGCUCGGGACUGAGAUGAUAGUCACCAAAGCGGGGAGGAGAAUGUUCCCGACUUUUCAAGUGAAGAUUUUCGGCAUGGAUCCCAUGGCUGACUACAUGCUGCUCAUGGAUUUUGUACCCGUCGACGACAAAAGAUACCGGUAUGCUUUCCACAGUUCCUCCUGGCUAGUGGCCGGUAAAGCAGACCCUGCUACGCCGGGCAGAGUGCAUUAUCAUCCCGAUUCCCCUGCCAAGGGUGCUCAGUGGAUGAAGCAAAUUGUCUCUUUCGACAAGCUAAAACUAACCAAUAAUUUAUUGGACGAUAACGGCCAUAUUAUUCUAAACUCGAUGCACAGAUACCAGCCGCGGUUUCAUGUCGUGUAUGUUGACCCCAGAAAGGACAGUGAAAAGUACGCCGAGGAGAACUUUAAAACAUUUCUAUUUGAGGAGACGAGAUUUACAGCGGUCACGGCAUAUCAGAAUCACCGGAUAACACAAUUAAAAAUCGCUAGCAAUCCGUUUGCGAAAGGAUUCAGAGACUGCGAUCCUGAAGACUGUUUUGUACCAUAUUUUAGGCCGAGAAAUCACAGGCCAGGAUCUUUACAGUUAAUCAGUGCUUUCGCCAGAAACAGAAACCCAGUGACAUCACCGCAGCAGAACGGCAGUGACAAAGAUGCAGACACCAGAGGUGACUAUGACCGAGAUCUUAACCGGACAGCCAUGCACCCGGAGCACCCUCAUCAGCAGCAGCUCAUGUCCCGGGUGCUGAGCCCGGCUCUCCCCGGCGGACUGCAUCCGCUCACUCGGCCAAGCCCUCCACACGAACUGCGGCUGGACCCCCACACGCAGUCGCCGGACAGCCUCCACCACACCUACAAGUACCGCUCAUACCACGAUGCUUACAUCGGUGCCAAAGCCAGGCCGGCCCCGUACCCGUUGUCUGGCAUAGCGAGCCAUGGCUACCACCACAUGAACCCCACUGCAAAUAUGUACCCUGCCAGUGCAGCACCCACUAAUUAUGACUAUGGGCACAGAUAACGUCAAGGAUUUCAUGCUAUGUACUUUUUUUUUGAAAUAAGAGAAACUACUAAUGCUGCAAACUAAAGAAGAUGCACAAAUCAAAGGGGGAAUUAUCUGUCUCAUUGCUUUAGCUGAACUGUUACCACCAUUUGCGGUUCAAGGGAGGUUCAUGUUGGUGGAACUCAGAAUAUUUCACUUGAUGGGUCAGUGACUGCACAGCAGAUGAUUGAUCGACCAAUCGCAGUGCAGCUGAAAGGAAGGCUUCAGUCGUGAUUGGCCCGCUCCAAGGCAACUUGUUAUUGUAGAGUUGUGAUUGGUUGCUUUCUUGAUUGAUUGACGCGUCGCUUCACCAAUCAGCGGCUGCAUCGCUGUAGAUUGAUGCCCAUGGCCAACCAAUUGGAGAAAGGCGUGGGUGGGACUUCUUGUCUCCCAUUGGUGCCAAGGGCGGUGUUAUCGCACGUGCCUGUAUUGGACAGCAUGGCGAAGUGACUUCAGCGAAAGGACUGCACUGAUGGCUGUGGAUAACAACGUAAAGCGGCAACUGGAGUUUUAUUUUAUUUGUACGGCAAAAGGUGUCGAGUUGCACUUUCAGCUUUGAGAAAAGCCAUAUGUUGUUUGUAACGGGGAGGAUGGCGACAAUUUCACAAUGGCACGAACUUAUCCAAUUAUCCACGCAGUUAAAGGCUUAACCAGUUUCUGUGCUAUAAAGAGUGUGCUUCGAUUGUAUCAGCAAUGCCUGUGAUCAGCCAGGCAAUACAAUCUUUUGAUUGUGUGUUAAUACCGUGGCCACGUAGAUAAAUAAAAUGAAAGCAGCACAUCACAUUCCCGGUGCAUUAAGUAUUACGUUUUAAACGAAAAUAAGAAAUGAUUUCAGAAACCACCAUGAAUUAUCUUAUUUCGCUCAGAUAAGUUAUGCAAUGCAAGUUUAAAGCUACCUACUGAUCCAAGCAUUUGUAAUAUUUUAAUUUAAUAUAUAUAUUUCUCUAGUUUUGUGUGCAGAUUGCAACUAAAUAUUAUAUUUGGGAAAUGGAUGUGAGGAUGUAUUUUACAUUUAUUACCGUGUUACUCUUUAUGCAGGCACCUGCGAUUAGACUAUCAGCCCUAACCGAGGCUCCAUAGCGUUACUUUCAUGUCCGGAUUUUAAAUCGCUUAUACUUUUAGUCCGUUCUGAUGUCUAUCAAAGAAUGCCCUAAUUUCUGCAUAUCUUCUGAAACAGAAAGGAAGACACAAACACAAUCGGUAAUUCUCGUUAUGCCAUGUUGCUAUUUGUGACAUGUUAAACUGUCUCUACACAACCACACGCACACAGACACAAAAUCACACACAAUCACAAAUACACACACGGUCACAAAAACACACACACAAUCACAAAAACACACACAAUCCCACAAACACACACCAUCACACACAAUCACACACAAACACACACAAUCACACACACAAUUACAUACACAAACAUGCACACAAUCACACACACACACACAAUUACAAAAACAUACACAAUCACACAUACACAUAUUAUUAUUCAAAUUAUAGUGCCAAAGUUUGGUCACGCUGAACUUAUCGCGGAAUGAAGUUGCUAUUUAUUAUUUCUCGCAAUGUGGAUAAUUCAAAUGAUUAUAUUAAAAAACACGGGGACUGUGUGGUGGAGUAACAGUAACCUAAAGGAUGGCACCUGUAAACAGGGAUAGUGUAGAUAAGUGUAGAUAGCUAACCCUGUAGAUACUGUAUAUUUAGAUAGUAACGUUACUUUUUAGUGGCCGAUAUUGUUUUAACGUUAAAACGAUGUUUGUUGUAAAAUGGCUUUCAUAUUUUUUUUAAAUGAACCAGCGUGUUGUAAUUUUCUAUAUAAACUGGUAAA
Molecule: messenger RNA, 3699 nt
Organism: Carcharodon carcharias (great white shark)
Lineage: Eukaryota; Metazoa; Chordata; Chondrichthyes; Lamniformes; Lamnidae
Gene: tbx1
Product: T-box transcription factor 1
Exons: 10
Coding region: 378-1856 (492 amino acids)
Biological process (GO): regulation of transcription by RNA polymerase II; positive regulation of DNA-templated transcription; cell fate specification
Cellular component (GO): nucleus
Molecular function (GO): RNA polymerase II cis-regulatory region sequence-specific DNA binding; DNA-binding transcription factor activity, RNA polymerase II-specific
Source: RefSeq, a predicted model, not a curated record